UCAAAUUACAUUGGAAGAGGACUACGACAAAGAAGAAUAAGGGAAACAGAGCAAGCAGAAAAACCAAAUCUCAGUCUUUAGACUGUUCGUAACUUCAAAGUUUUCCAUUUGAAAUCAGUCCAUUUCACCUGUCUUUAAUUGGAAGAGGUUUCAGGGCAACCCUAAUUCCUACAUCUGGGAGUCAAGUCGAAGGUCCGUUUAACCCCUUCAAACUCUCAUUUGGUAGACUCUUUGGCUCGUCUACUGAGUAACAUAAUUGGCGUCUCUGGAGGGUUCCAUGGCAGGCAAUGGCCUGCCGACAUUGGGCCGGGUGAAGCUUGUCGAUUUAAUACCCUCUGAAGGUCUUCCUUCAGACACAUACAAAUUGUCGGUUUCGACUUUAUCGCAGUCACUGGCUCAGUAUUCAGCUGCCAUUAUCCAAUUUCCCAUUAAUGAUGGGGCUCUUUUAAGGUCUUGUCUUGAGUCAUCACGACUCUACUUUCAUCAUAAACCAACCUUCCCUUCUGCUGAUAGUAUUCAGCCUGAUGAUUCUCGUGAGUGGUGCAAGACUUCUGGUUACCGCGCAGACCCUCAAAUGUGGCAAGAAACUUAUGACUUUAGACCUGGGAUUACUACCACAGAACCUGGUAAUGAAAUUGAAAUUCCUCCAGCUAGUUUAGUUGACGUAUUUUCACUACUAGGAAGAGCAUCUAGGGACAUAUUGGAUGCCAUCAGCUUCUAUUUGAAUCUUCGUAGUUCGCCUUUCACUGAAGUACUUGAUAAUGUUCCUCUAAGAAAUCGGGAAAUAUCAUCUUCUGUGUUAUCUGUCUGUUGUCAUGGAAGGCCUUCUUUUCAGGGAGUGCAACAUCACAAUUUGACUACUCAAGAAGAUGGACAGUUAGUUAUGCUUUCAGACCAUGAUCAUCAGGUUGAUCGAACCCUGUUAACUAUUCUCAAGUCAGAUAAGGCGGGGCUGCAUAUAAGAGAUUUUCAUGGUCAUUGGGUUCUUGUGGAUGGUGAUCUUGGGGCCCAAGAAGCAAUAGUAUAUCCUGGACUUGCUUUAUACCAGGCGACUGCAGGAUAUAUAAACCCUGCAAUGCACCGAACAGAUAUUAGUAAUCUGCAAGGUUCAAUGUAUGGCCGUUGUUCUCUGGCAUUCAAACUCAUGCCUAAAUCCAUGACCAGUCUCAAUUGUUCGGAAAUGAGAGCUGCUGGGCACGGGGUUGAAGCUCAAUUCCAGCUUCCUGUACCAGUUGAUGAUUUCAUGCAGAGAUCUACUGAUCAACUUCUUAACCGGAACAGUUUCGCAACUUUCAAUGAUCUAUAAAACCCAUGAUGCGGAGAAAGAAAAAUAACUUGAGAUGUAAACCUCUUCCACCUUCAAAGAGGCUUCGGCUCGAGGCGCAGAGAGUUCUGAAAGAGAGGGUUCAAGAUAUUGCCGACAAAAAGGGAAUCAAGUUGAGGUUUUGCACCUUGAAGGAGUGUGAGAGUCACAUCCACUCACUUGAUAGUCCAUGUGCAAAUAUACGGAUGGAGAUUGGGUGGCCGCCAGGAGUUCCCUUUGUACACCCACAUGAUCUUCCAAACAAGGCAAAGAUUGGAUUUCUUGAAACCUAUGAACCUGGUUGGUCCGAGACGAAUGAUAUAGAGUGAAAUUCAACGCAAUCUGGAGAAUUACGUUGAAGACAGGCAGCUGCAACUGCAUGGCAUCACCAGUUUGAGCCUCCACCUAACCGGAGUUUCUCUCUCAUGCUGACGCUGGUCGCGCCUUCACCUUCCAUAAAUUUUGUAACAUAAAACUUUAAUUUGGUAUUCUUGAACAGAUUCUAUUAGUUUCUAGAGAAAAAAAAAAACAAGAAGAAAAUUGAUGAACUUUUUCUAGGAUUAUCUUAGUUUAUCAUGUACAAAAUUUAUUAGCAAAACAAUGUAUUGAAGUUGCUGAUGUAGUAAUUUAUAGAGAACUGGAAAGCUGUAAUUAGUUCCAAAGGCUGUAAUUUAGAUAUUUGGAAAGCUUUUAGUUAGCAUGUCUUGUUUUUA
Sesamum indicum (sesame) is the source of this 2016-nucleotide messenger RNA. NCBI's taxonomy places the organism in Eukaryota, Viridiplantae, Streptophyta, Magnoliopsida, Lamiales, Pedaliaceae. The record is from RefSeq and is a predicted model, not a curated record.